GGUUAGGCUGUUGUUGCAGGCUUCCAGUGCUAAACUUCACCAAAUAAUAGCUGUUUGUAUUUUGGCUGCUGCAGUAGCCAUUUUAGAUGCAACAAUUAGCAAGGACUAGAAAAACAUGAAAAUACAAAAGAAAGAAAAGCAGAUGUCCACCGCCCAGUUACUAAAGCACACUCAAGCUACAGCCGCGGCUUCUACUGCCACCGACCAAAACGCACAAACUACAUUUCCCAGAGGCGCGUCCGUCUCGGAGGAGCACGGCAGGGCUCCCGGCGGGCUGGCGAACCACUGCACGGCCCACGGCAGGCCCGCGGGGUUGGGGGACGCGGGCCCCCCCGGCCGCCUGGCCCCCUCCCACCCCUCCCUGCCGCCGAGCGGCGAGGAGGAGGAUGACGGCGGGGGCGGCGGCGGGGGGGCCCGCGUGAAGAAGAAACGCAAGAAAAAAGACAAGAAGGAGCCGGCCCACUGGCAGAGAGCGGAGAAGGAGAGCAAACCAAAGAAGAAGGAGCCCAGAGAGGGGAAGGAGCCCCUUCCCCGGAGGUCCAAGGAGCCCAAGAAGGCCCGGAAGACGCGGGACCCCAAGCCCAAGGCCCCGCGCGAAUGCAAGGCCGCGCCUCCCCCUCCCAAACAGCGGGGGCGCAAGGCGAGAGAGCAGGGUCCCGUGGCGCCGGAGAAAAAGAAGAAGGGGAAGAGAAAAUGCGAGGCGCUGCAGGAGGCGGGCGACAGCGACGAGUCUGCGUGUCUGUCGGGCCUGGCGGCGGCGAACGAGGAGAGCAUGGACGCUCUGGACAGCACGAAGCGGCGUUCUGGCAGGCAGGUGAAGAGAAGGAAGUAUAACGAGGAUCUGGACUUUAAGGUGGUGGAUGACGACGGGGAGACCAUCGCUGUGCUGGGCACUGGGAGGAUCCCAGCUCUCAACUCCGCUACUCUGGCCUGGCAGUCUGAGGAGCCCCCAGAAGACGAGGCCAACAUCAUUGAGAAAAUCCUGUCUGUUCGAACUGCUAAGAAAGAGACGUCUCCUGGAGAAGUGGAGGAGUCGGAAGAGUUCUACGUCAAAUACAGAAACUUCUCCUACCUGCACUGUAAAUGGGCCACACUGGAGGACCUGGAGAAGGAUCCACGCAUCCACCAAAAAAUCAAACGCUUCAGGAACAAGCAGGCGCAGCUGAAGCACAUUUUUACAGAGCCAGACGAGGAUCUCUUCAACCCAGAUUAUGUGGAGGUGGACCGUGUGCUGGAGGUGGCCCACACUACGGACACUGAAACGGGAGAGGAGGUGACUCACUACCUGGUGAAGUGGUGCUCGCUAUCGUAUGAGGAAAGCACCUGGGAACUCCAGGAAGACGUGGAUCCGGGGAAAAUCCGCGAGUUUGAGGACAUAAAGAAAAUUCCGGAUCUCAAGCACGUGGAGAGGCCCCUCCCAGAGCAGUGGAAGAAGCUGGAUUACUCUCGGGAUUACCGGAACGGGAACCAGCUGAGGGAGUACCAGCUGGAGGGCAUGAACUGGCUGCUCUUCAACUGGUACAACAGGAAGAACUGCAUACUGGCGGACGAGAUGGGUUUGGGGAAGACCAUCCAGUCCAUCACCUUCCUGUACGAGAUGUUCUGCAUGGGGCUGAGGGGCCCCUUCCUCAUCAUCGCCCCGCUGUCCACCAUUACCAACUGGGAGCGCGAGUUCCGCACCUGGACGGACAUCAACGUCAUCGUGUACCACGGCAGCCAGAUCAGCCGGCAGAUGAUCCUGCAGUACGAGAUGUACCACCGCGACGAGCAGGGUAACCCCGUGCACGGCCUGUUCAAGUUCCACGGGGUCAUCACCACCUUCGAGAUGAUCAUGGCCGACUGCCCGGAGCUGAAGAAGAUCCAGUGGCGGUGCGUGGUGAUCGACGAGGCACACCGGCUCAAGAACCGCAACUGUAAACUUCUGGAGGGCCUGAAGCUGAUGAGCCUGGAGCACAAGGUGCUGUUGACGGGCACUCCACUGCAGAACUCUGUGGAGGAGCUGUUCAGCUUGCUCAACUUCCUGGAGCCGCUCCAGUUCCCCUCUGAGAUCAGCUUCCUGGAAGAGUUUGGAGACCUAAAAACAGAAGAGCAGGUGAAGAAGCUCCAAGCCAUCCUGAAGCCCAUGAUGCUUCGGAGGCUAAAGGACGACGUGGAGAAGAACCUGGCGCCCAAAGAGGAGACCAUCAUCGAGGUGGAGCUCACCAACAUGCAGAAGAAGUACUACCGUGCCAUCCUGGAGAAGAACUUCUCCUUCCUGGCCAAGGGCGCCAACCAGCACAACAUGCCCAACCUCAUCAACACCAUGAUGGAGCUGCGCAAGUGCUGCAACCACCCCUACCUGAUCACAGGCGCGGAGGAGAAGAUCCUGGAAAGCUUCCGGAAAACGCACAGCCCCGACUCCUGGGACUUCCAGCUGCAGGCCAUGAUCCAGGCGGCCGGGAAGCUGGUCCUCAUCGACAAGCUGCUGCCCAAGCUGAUCGCCGGAGGCCACAAGGUGCUCAUCUUCUCCCAGAUGGUCCGCUGCCUGGACAUCCUGGAGGACUACCUCAUCCAGCGCAGGUACACGUACGAGCGCAUCGAUGGGCGGGUGCGAGGGAACCUCCGGCAGGCGGCCAUCGACCGCUUCUGCAAGGUGGACUCGGACCGCUUCGUGUUCCUGCUCUGCACGCGGGCCGGCGGUCUGGGGAUCAACCUGACCGCCGCAGACACCUGCAUCAUCUUCGACUCGGACUGGAACCCCCAAAACGACCUGCAGGCUCAGGCUCGCUGCCACCGGAUUGGACAGAGCAAGGCGGUGAAGGUGUACCGGCUCAUCACGAGGAACUCGUACGAGAGGGAGAUGUUCGACAAGGCCAGCCUGAAGCUGGGCCUGGACAAGGCCGUGCUGCAGGACAUUAACCGCAAAGGCAGCCUGAAUGGGGUGCAGCAGCUGUCCAAGAUGGAGGUGGAGGACCUGCUGCGCAAGGGCGCGUACGGGGCUCUGAUGGACGAGGAGGACGAGGGCUCCAAGUUCUGCGAGGAAGACAUCGACCAGAUCCUGCAGCGCCGCACACAGACCAUCACCAUCCAGACCGAGGGGAAGGGCUCCACCUUCGCCAAGGCCAGCUUUGUGUCGUCUGGCAACCGGACGGACAUCUCUCUGGACGACCCCAACUUCUGGCAGAAAUGGGCCAAAAUCGCCGAGCUGGAGAUCGACUCCAAGGCUGAGAAGGAGAGCCUGGUGAUUGAUACCCCGCGCGUACGGAAGCAGACGCGGCACUAUAACUCGUUCGAGGACGACGAGCUGAUGGAGUUCUCUGAGCUGGACAGCGACUCUGAGGAGCGGCCCUGCCGCACCCGCCGCCUGAGCGAGCGCAACCGCCGCUACCUGCGCGCAGAGUGCUUCCGCGUGGAGAAGAACCUGCUCAUAUUCGGGUGGGGGCGCUGGAAGGACAUCCUGACGCACGGGCGCUUUAAGUGGCACCUGGCGGAGCGGGACAUGGAGCUGCUGUGCCGGGCGCUGCUGGUGUACUGCCUGCGCCACUACAAGGGCGACGACAAGAUCAAGAGCUUCAUCUGGGACCUGAUCACGCCCACCAAGGACGGCCACAACCAGGCCCUGCACAACCACUCCGGCUUGUCCGCCCCGGUGCCGCGUGGGCGGAAGGGGAAGAAGCUGAAGAACCAGCUGUGCCUGCCCGAGCUGAAGAACGCAGACUGGCUGGUGAACUGCAACCCCGAGGUGGUGCUGCAGGACGACAGCUACAAGAAGCACCUCAAACAGCACUGCAACAAGGUCCUGCUCAGGGUGCGGAUGCUUUACUACCUGAAAGUGGAGGUGCUGGGGGAGACUGCAGACCAGGCCCUGGAGGAAAUCCCUGCCAACAAAUUGGAGGUUACCCUGCCCGAUAUCGAUUAUGUGGAGAUCCCGGUAAUCUGGUGGGAUGCGGAUGCGGACAGGUCUCUCCUCAUCGGCGUCCAUAAACACGGUUACGAGCGAUACAACGCCAUGAGGGCCGACCCUCAGCUCUGCUUCCUGGAGCGGGUGGGCAUGCCUGACGUCACUGCGCUGUCGGCGGAACAAGGCUGCGGAGAUGUGGCUGCUGACAUCAUCACUGACAGCGCAUGCAAGAGCGAGGAGGUGAAAGACGAGCCCGAGAUCAAGCCCGAUGCCGGGGGGGAGAGAGAGCUGGCGGAGGAAGAGACUGCAUCCAGUAAUGAAGCGCCAGAAAAAAUUGAAAGUGCAGUUCCGGCCUCUCUCGCCCUCUCAGCUGUGAUUGGUCAGGAGAGCGUGGAGCAGGGGAAGGCCAUGUGGCCGGCAGGCUCCGCCCUCACUGCGCGGCUCCGGCGCCUCAUCACGGCGUACCAGCGCUUCACGCGCCGGGAGCCCAUGCGCCACGACUUCCUGAUCCCCGAGGGGGCGGGGCCGGUGGCGUGGCAGCUGGGCGAGGAGCUGAGGCGCCGUACGAUCGAACCCGACCCCCUCUUUCUGGAGUGGCAGCGGAGGUGGACGCGGCGGGAGCAGGCCGAUUUCUACCGGACCGUGUCGUCGUUCGGCGUGGUCUUCGACCCGGAGAAGAAGGGCUUUGACUGGGCCCAGUUCCGCUCGUUCGCGCGGCUGGAGAGGAAGACGGACGAUAGCCUGGAGAGAUACUUCUACAGCUUCGUCUCCAUGUGCCGCACGGCCUGCAGGCUCCCGCCACGUAAGGAUGAAGGGCCGCUGGACCACAGCCUGUUUGUGGAGCCCAUCACAGAGGAGCGGGCGGCCCGCACCCUGUACCGCAUCGAGCUCCUGCGCAAGGUCCGGGAGCAGGUCCUCCGGCACCCCCUGCUGGCGGGGCGGCUGCAGCUGUGCCGGCCCAGCCUGUACCUGCCGGUGUGGUGGGAGUGCGGCAAGCACGACCGCGACCUGCUCAUCGGCGCGGCGCGCCACGGCCUCAGCCGCACCGACUACUACAUCCUCAACGACCCCCAGCUGUCCUUCCUGGAGGCGCACCGCAACUACGUGCAGAAGGAGAACCGCGGAGGCGGGGGAUACCACCCCACCAGCGGCCUGCCGCAUCACCACUGCUGCCUGUACGAGGCGGGGCUGAGCCACUGCCACUCCCCCCAGCCCUCCGAGUUCCACCCGGUCGCCUCCGCCCCCCACCAUCACGCCCACAUCCACGCCCACGCUCACGCCCACGCCCACCCCGCCCAGGAGGCGGUGGUCCCCGACGCGGGCGGGUCCCUGGGGUUGGGCCCUGGGGCCAGGGAGGGCUUCCUGGACUGCGGGUCCCUGGACGAGUCGCUGGAGCUGGCCUCCCUCCAGCACGGGAAGCCCAGCAAGGAGGCGCUGAAUGGAUUCCCCUUCAACUCGGCGUCAGGCGCGCAGAGCAUGCUGAACUCGUACGGCGUGCAGGGCGAGCUGGGCGGGGACUCGAAGCUGCGCGGCGACGUGCUGGUGGGCGAGCAGUACCCCUGCGAGGAUACGGGCCUCAUGACUCCCUCGGCGGAGCUGGACGAGCUGCACGCCCCCUGGGAGGGCAGCGACCACGUCUUCAACGAGCCUGAUGCCAUCCUGGGCCCGCCCAGCCUGGAGGCGGAGUUCCUGGACUCGGGGCAGCCGGGAGACGGCCUAAGCAUGGCCAGUUCGGACGCGCAGGGUGCCUCUGUGGAGCCGAGCUUCAUGCUGUUCAAGGACAUCGCUGUGGCAGAACCGGCCGUGGAGCAGGCCGACCUGUCCGUCAGCCCGCCCGAGUUCGUGCCCCCGCCCCUCUCCCUGUCCGACAUCGGCCUCCACCCCCAGGGCGGAGCCGAGGAGCGCGAGGACAAGUUGAGCGACUCGGACAUCACGCACAGUGUGCCUAGCCCGGGGGACGGCGCGGACAGUGUGACCUUCGAAUUUGACAAGGAGGAGCUGUCUCGCGACAGCCAGAGCCUCAUAGAGCCUUCGCAGGCGCCGGAGGACUCCGAGAGGCCCUGUGAGGAGUCACGUGAUGAGUCAUGUGACCGACCCUCUGAUGAGUCAUGUGACCAACCCUGCGAUGAGUCGCGUGACCCGCCGUGUGUUGAGUCACAUAACCGACCCUGUGUUCAAUCACAUGACCGACCCUGUGUUCAAUCACAUGACCGACCCUGUGUUCAAUCACAUGACCGACCCUGUAUUGAGUCACAUGACCGACCCUGUGUUGAGCCAUGUGUCGGUCCUUGUGUUGAGCCAUGUGUCGGUCCUUGUGUUGAGCCAUGUGUCGGUCCUUGUGUUGAGCCAUGUGUCGGUCCUUGCGUUGAGCCAUGUGUCGGUCCUUGCGUUGAGCCAUGUGACCGUCCCUGCGUUGAGCCAUGUGACCGUCCCUGCGUUGAGCCAUGUGACCAACCUUGUGACGAGUCAUGUCACAGGCCCUGUGAUGAGUCAUGUAACCGGCCUUGUGACGAGUCAUGUGAACGACCCUGCAAUGACUCUUUUGAAGCGCCCUCAGUGUCUAGGGGUGAGAUGACUCUUAGUGGACAUGUUUUCCCCACAGUUGAUCCCCCGAUUCCCUCUCACCUAGUGCUGCCUGUGCACCCCAUCACCCCAGCAGACCCCCCAGCAUCCCCUGGGCCUGAGCAGGAGUCUAAAUUUAAGCAGGAGUUUGCUUUAGAACCCCUGAGCUCGGACAGCAAGCCUGAUCUCCCGGAGCCCGACAGCACCGUGCCGGCACAGACUCUGGAGCAGACCGGGAUCCUGGAGGUGAAGGAGGAAGUGAAGGAGGAAAGACCCAAAACCCCAGCCCUGCUGGUGGAGAGCUAUGGGGAGGAGCCUCGAUAUGCUCAGCCUCUGUCUGUGUGUGACAUGCCGGACAGCCUUUCAGAGGUCCGGGAGCCCACCAUCGCUCAACUUCUGCAGGAGAAAGCCCUGUACUCCUUCUCUGAAUGGCCUAAGGAUCGAGUGAUAAUAAAUCGCAUUGACAGUAUCUGUCAUGCCAUCUUGAAGGGAAAAUGGCCUUCUACCAAUCAGCAGUACGAGUCGCCCAGUUCCCUCACAAACACCUGCGUGUCAAACAGCGCCCCCCAGAGGACUGGCUUUGUCUCUGCCAGGGUGCAGCCAACGCAGAGCCUUAACUUCGGCAUCUCGGCUCCAGCCCCUCACCUGUCCAAGGUGACUGCAGCCCGCUGUGUGGAGAGAACGCUGGGCUGUGACCACAAGGCCCAGAUUCAUGUCCAUGUGCAAGUUCUGGAUGAGACCUUGGUGAGUGUGCCUUUCCUGCCGGAGCUGAAAAGGGGCCGGCGUGGGUUUGAAUACGAAACGGAGGGUCCAGGGAAGCCGUGCCACGUGGGGGAGAAGAUUCCGGCAGGCGUGCCUCACAGGGGUGGGCAGCUGCUGCUGAACGGCUGGCAGGAGGCGGCCAUGGACCUAUCGAAGGCCGGGGAGAUGGGGAUAGGGCUGGAGCCCGGGGCCGUGGGUCACAUGACCCACCCCGGCCACCCGGCUCAACACAAAAUGCCCUCCAUGAGCUCCAUGCAGGGCUCCCUGGGGCUGGACAUGGCCGGAAUCCUGCAGGCUGGCCUCAUCCACCCCGUCACCGGGCAGAUCGUCAACGGCAACCUUCGCCGCGACGACGCAGUCAUGCGGCGCAGGAGGGGGCGACGGAGAAACGUCGAAGGGCCCGACAUCGGUUUCGCCAAGAGCACAGGCCUACACGGCCCUGAGCAGCAGAGCAGGCCAGAGAGCGUCGUGAGCCAGUCAGCGGUGUCGUCGUCCUCCUCGUCCUCUGCGGCACCGGAGCAGUCUGAAGGCCCGGUCCCGGGCCCGGCACUGGACAGGGAGGCGACCAGCAAGGGCCUGAUGGAGUGGCUCAGCCAGAACCCCAGAUACAGCAUGGAAGUGCCGGCCUUCACCCCCUCUCAGAACAUGGGGAUCCUGCACGGCUUCGUCGAGAGGCCCAAACAGAGGCGGCAUCGCUGCAAAGACCCCACCAAGCUGGACGUCAACUCCCUCACCGGGGAGGAGAGAGUCCCGGUGGUCCACAGAGCCACGGGCCGCAGGCUUGGGGGUGCUAUGGCACCAGCCAUGAAGGAGCUGUCGCGCUGGCUGGAUGCUAACACAGAUUACUGCGUGGCCCCUGACUGGUCACACGUCGUGAAGCAUUCUGGGUUCCUGCCGGAGGGGAAGUUCACUCGCAUCCUGACGGAGCCGGUAUGCCGCGACUCGGGGCCCCGGCGGAGGGGCCGGCGGCCCCGCAGCGAGAUGCCGAAGGGCGGGGCGCUGCUGUCAGAUGCCCCCCCGGGCAUGGGCCCUCUCUUCAUGAACGGCCUGAUGGGCAGCAUGGACCUGGUGAGCCUGCAGAGCCUGCGGAACGUUCCGGGCAUCCCGCUCACGGGGCUGAUGGGCUUCCCCCACGGCUUCGCCGCCGUCCCCGCCACGGCCGGCGAGGACUCCAAGAGCGGCCUGAGCAUGCUUCCCAUGAUGCUCCACGGCAUGGCGGCCGUGCAGCCGCACAUGUUCAGCGUGGGGGGGCUGGUGAGCCAACCGGCCGCCACCACCUCCUCCUCCUCCACCCCCCCCUCCUCCUCCUCCUCCGCCUCUUUGACCGUCGCCACGGCGACCAUCGCGGUGGCAACCUCCUCGCCCUCGUCCGCGGCCCCGCCCAGCCCCGCCCACAGGCUCGAGGCCCCGCCCGUCUGCUCCUCGGAGGUCAAAAUGGCCGACGCCCCGUCCCCCAGCAGCCAGAGCAGGAAGGACGUUAGUGGUAACGGCGGUAAGCCUCCCGCGGAGGGGAAGCCCGGCCACAGCGACCCGCCCGUUGUCACGGCGUCCGGUGCCGGAGGAGGCACCAACGGCGGGAGCCACCUGUCCUUCAACCCCUUCCUGAUCCCGGGAAUGUCGCACGGACUGCUGUACCCACACAUGUUCCUCCCGCACGGAGGCAUCAUGGCACUCCCCGGCAUGCCCCCCUCCGACGGCACCGGCAGCCCCAAGAGGAAGAGGAAGAGGCCUCGGGAGGAAGAGGUGGCAGAAGCACUCCCGGAAAGCACGGGCCCGGACCUCAGACCGGGCGAGACUGACGCCCCUCUGGAGGCGGGGCCAGGGACCGGAGGCGGGGCGGAGGACAGCACGGACCCCGCCCCUCAGGGACCCUUCCAGGAAACGGAGCCCGGGGGCACUGAAGAGGAGGAGCCGCAGAAGGGACACACCCCCGAGAAACUCGGCCAGGAGGAGGAGGAGGAGGAGGAAGAGGGAGGCAGAGCAGGGCAGGAAGUAGAACCACAAUAGACGACGACAGCCCUGCUCUGUGAACUGAGCUACAGAAUUACCAAGUUUGUGAUGUGCAAGUCAAUGAUGUUCAUGUAAGGACUUUUAUUAUCUACUUAUUAAUGUUUAUAGAUCUAUCUCCUGCCCAGUACCAAACUUGUGAUUAUUAUUAUUAUUAUUAUUAUCAUCAUCAUUGCUAUAAUUAUAAUUAUUAUGCACCUCCCCUUCCCAGUGAGGAGUAGAAAGAAACACGUAUGCAUAUAUGCAUGUGAACGCACACCCCCCUGCUGCAUCAUGGUGACACGUGUCCCUAGUGGAGCUGGGGCCUUUUCACCAGAGUGGGAUUUCGGAACAGCUCAAUUCGCACCUCCCUAAGUCCUGCUUCACUGUAGUAUGGCGCUCGCGCGCGCGCGCACACACACGUGCUGACGGCAUCGCUCGGCUCAGACAGCCACGUAGCACAGGUCUGACGGGCGGAAGUCCCCGCCGUUCUCCCCCCUCGAUGGUGUUAACAGGGUUUUGGAAUUCCUCUCGGACAUACCUACCUUUUCUUUUCUGUCCCUUCAAUUCCCAGCGCUCGGUUUCAAGGAACUCUCUUCGCCGAAACCCUCUUUAAAGUAUCGAGCAAAGCCAGUGUGUCCCCCUCCAACCCAGAAAGGUUAGCAGCGUAACGGCUGCUAUGAAAUGCUCUCUGUGAGCGCCUCUGUUCAUCCACGGUCGGUUUGUCAUUUUGCUGCUUUUAGGAUUUUUUUUUUUUUUUUUUUUUUUUUUUUUUUUUUUUUUUUUUUUUUUUUUUUCAGGGCAACUUGGUUAAAAAAUGUGUAAAUGCCAAGACACAACAAAAGUGGACAUCUUGAAAAUGCAUCAUGUUGUACAGUAUGGAUUGGUUUUGUCUUCAUACAACAACAAAAUAAAAUUGCUUAAAUAGCAAAUCGCAAUCUUAGGUUCACUUUCGGCUGUGUUUCGUAUGAAAAGCCUUGCGGCAUCGAUACGAAUGAGGCUCCUUUUGUCAAACGUUUAGGGGGUGACCGGUUGAGUCCUCCUGCUAGCCUACACCCAGGAUCCGCACGCUACGCUAGCACCAGAUAAGAGGCUACGCUAAGCGACAGCGCUACGCUAUGCUAGCACCGGAUAAGAGGCUACGCUAAGCGAGCUUCAACGGGGGAAGGAGGGAAUUGUCCGUCCCCACCUGUCGUUUUGGCGUUUGUGGUUCGCUCGGUGAGAGGAACGACCACAGAAGAGUGCCUCAUCUCUCAGAAAUCCUGGUCUCAUCCCCCCCCCCCCC
Messenger RNA from Conger conger (European conger), 10475 nucleotides. RefSeq names its product chromodomain helicase DNA binding protein 6 (gene chd6). Lineage: Eukaryota; Metazoa; Chordata; Actinopteri; Anguilliformes; Congridae. The record is from RefSeq and is a predicted model, not a curated record. Gene Ontology annotation, molecular function: ATP binding; protein binding; ATP-dependent chromatin remodeler activity. The transcript has 38 exons. The coding region runs from base 116 to 9211 and encodes 3031 amino acids.